UACUGACCGAGAGCCUGGAACAGACUGGGUAAUUCCCUUGAGAGACUUGACAGAAAGGAAACAUAACAAAAUUCCGAAGUUUGGCAGAAAUCUUUGCUGUAAUAUUAGAACUGUUACAUAUACUUUGCACGCGUAGCGAGCCUAUAAAAGUUUUCAGAAGGACUAGUAUCUAGUUAGGAGGACGCUGGGAGUUGUUGGGGAGGGGUGGUUACUGCGAAGGACUCGAACUUGUGGCAGGGAUUUCUGUGAAGAAAGCGAAGAAUCAGAUAGUUCGUAAGUUUUUAGUGACCGAAAAGAUGGCCGAGAACGUGAUCGAAGAAGCUCACCGUAGAGCAAAUGAAGCAGAAGUGCAAUCCGAGCAAACAGCUGAAGGAGGCGAAGUAGGAACAGCAACGGCUGCAGAUGGAAAAAGGGACGCUGUUGCAGAUGAGGAGAAAGAACAAGGCCAGCCGCCGAAGAAGAAGUCGAAGAAAAACCCCGCAAAGAAGGCUGCAAACGCAGAGUCCGCGAGUGCUGGCCAAGAUAAAUAUCCUUUUGCGCGAUCAAGAGGUAUAAGGAUCUUCAGUGAUCGGGAAAUCGAGUCCCAGGACGCAGAGAUGACAAAAGAAUACUGGCGUUUUUGGAACGACACCGCCGAAGAGCUGUGUAGCGAUCGAGCUUACAACGAUUGGGGAAAACGGGAUCUAAAGCUUUACAUUGAUGCUGCCUGGAUUAUACAUAAGACUUACUUGCAAGAACUGCGCGAAAGAGAGUUGGCAGGCUUGUUGAAAGAGCUGCAAGAGAAAUACGGUUAUGCUGAGUUGCCAGCGAAACUGAAAAGCCAAGAUCAAGCAGUCUCGACCGCCCUGUCAAAGCUUCAAGACUCCACAGCCAACUUGAAUGAGCUCAAUCUCGAGUUGUCCCGUACCAGAGGCAAAGCAAUGAAUCUUAAACAGCGGGCAGUGGGUGAUUCUUUUCCUGCAAAACAAAAGGAUGAAGAGACAAGAGUAAUGAACAAACAAAUCAGCGAGCUGGAGAAAACUCUAUACGAAGGCAUGUCUGAAGUGAAGAGGGAUCAAGAUUCUAUGAAGAAAGCCCUUAACAGACAGAAGACUUUGGUAUACAAAGCACGUCAGGAGCGACCUUUAGUUGGGCACAGUUAAGAAUACAAUGGUUUAUUUGGAAAAAAAAGAAGUCAAGUGUUAUCUGUUGGAAAUCAGUAAAUAUGGUGGUCAAUUUUAGCAUUUUGCAUUUAACAUGUUAACAAAAAACUUCUUAGCCUGUUAAUUUAUCUCUUGAGGAAACACGGGGAUGAGAAACUCAAACAGAAAAGACUUGUAUCAAAUUGAUAUUGUAUCUAUUAUUACAGAUACUCCUGUAGCAUAUGCUGACUAUAUUUAACAUUACUUUAUAGAUUUGGAACUGGGAUACUUUAUGAGUAAAACUUUGAUCCACUCUUGUUAUUACACAAAGUACCUUCCGUUUGGAACCUUUGAGGUGAAAUUAAGGUGAAAAUGAAAUAUCAAACAAAA
This is a messenger RNA of Orbicella faveolata, 1511 nucleotides long. RefSeq lists its product as uncharacterized. The record is from RefSeq and is a predicted model, not a curated record. NCBI's taxonomy places the organism in Eukaryota, Metazoa, Cnidaria, Anthozoa, Scleractinia, Merulinidae.